GCUGCAUGUCAUGAUACAAAUGCUAGUAGUGGUGUUUUUAUGACUUUUGCUCUCUUUAAUACAAUAUGGUAUAGAUUUAUUUCGAGCUGAAUAAUUGUAAACUGCAUCAUGCCUUAUGAACGGAUCAAAAGAGAGUAUCCGCUUCAUUUGUGUGUUUGGUUUAAUGAUUAUAAAGAGCUUGACAGAUACUUACAAACAUCUGAGCAUGAUAUUGAGAAGAAAGAUCCUCGAGGCAGAACACCAUUGAUGCUAGCUGUAACACUGAAUCAUUUAGAAUCAGCUCGAGUUCUUUUGAGGCAUGGUGCAGAUGUAAUUGUUGAGAAUAAACAAGGAUAUACAGUUGUUCAUGAAGCAGUGAGUACUGAAAAUCCUCAGCUGCUUCAAGAAGUUCUAGAGAAAAGAGAUUUUCAACGGUAUAGUACACGAGCAAUAGGUAUUCCUGAUUUGCUGUCUAAGAUACAAGGUACUCCAGAUUUUUAUAUUGAAAUACGAUGGGAAUUUAUCAGUUGGGUUCCGCUUUUGUCACGAAUGUGCCCCAGUGAUACUUAUAAAGUAUACAAAUGUGGUUCUAGUGUUCGUAUUGACACCACACUUUUAGGUUUCUACCACUCGAAAUGGCAACGAGGAAAUAGAAGUUAUAUCUUUAAAGGCCAUGAUGAUGGUGCUCUUAUUAUGGAGGUAAACCAUGAUUCUAAGAAGGUUUACAUGGAACAAAUGAAAAUCCUUCCACAACAUAUGAUGAGUGUUAUGGUUGCACUUUCACCAUCUCCAGAACAAGUUGCAAUGCGGUUUGCUGCACCGAUAGUUACUACUUAUGUUGAUACUGAAAAGAUUAAAUUUGAAAGGCUGAAAAGUGGAAUACUAAGAAAGAAUUCCAAACCUGUUAUUGUUAAUGGCUAUGAAUGCAGGGUGUAUGUAGCUAGUAAUGUAGAACUGGUGACAAAAACUAGAACAGAACAUUUAUCAGAAAGUGAUAAAAGGAAAUAUAAAGCAAAUCGAUCAGCUUUCCAAUCUUUUUUAGGAAUCAUGGAAGUGGACGAGCGUAGUCAUAAUACAAUGUCUGUGUUUGGGGAAGUUAUUUCCCCUAAUCCUACAUUAAUAACACCAGAAGAAUAUUUUGAUCCGCUUAAUGAUCUUAAAGGCCGAGAUAUUGGUCGCCCUAGAGAAGUUACUACUAAAAUACAGCGAUUCAAAGGAACAAUAUGGCUAUGUGAAAAUUAUCCACUAUCUCUACAGGAGCAGCUAAUUCCAAUUAUAGACUUAAUGGCAAUUAGUAAUCGACAUUUUGCAAAGUUAAGAGAUUUUAUUAUGCAUCAACUACCUGCUGGUUUUCCUAUUAAAAUGGAGGUGCCACUUUUUCGAGUUUUGCAAGCUCGAGUUACUUUUGGAAAUAUAUUUGCCUUAGAUUCACCUGUAACACAUGUUGCACCAUAUAAGAUAGAUGGUUGCCUGGCAUGUGAGAUAGAUACGGCUUGUUUCAAUGUACCUGAUAAUUAUGUUAAAUUUGGCAAUACUCAAGCAAACAGAAAAGUAGAAAAGCCACCAUUGACAGCUGAAGCUAUAGCUGAGAGAAGAGAGGAAAGAAGACAAAAAAUAUUAAUGAAAUAUGGAUACACAUCACCUCCAGCACCACCUUUAACGACUGCAAUUUCUCCUAGUAGUAUGAGUUCCUCUACUACUUCUCAAGCUCAGGCAUCUACAAGUACAGAAGCUCCUACAGUAGCUGAUGCAGCAAGUUCUUCUGAAAGUGGUCGCACAUGGAGAUGUGUUGCUAGGAAAAUCAAGGCAGCCUUUACAAAGCAUUGAAGAUGGACAUAAAAAUAGAUUGGUCAUAAACUUUUAUCAUCGCAACUGCUGAGAAGAUUUUUAAAGCAGAUCUGAUUGACUUCAGCAGAUUUUUUGUCUCGAUCUUCCUUUACAAUAGGGUGUGGUGAAAGAAGUUUUUAACGCCUUUCUGUACCAUCCAUAUCAUGCGGGAAGGCCAGAAUCAUAAUCAUUUGCAAUAUAUUCAUUAUGUAUAGUCAUCUUUUAUAUAUACAUAUAUAUAUUUAUGUGUCAAGUGUAUAUUUGCAUACGUACAAGUAUAAAUUUUGUAGAAUAGGUUUCAAAUUUUAUAUAUGUUUAUCUCCUCUUCUUAAAAAAUAGAAAUUACUGUUAGUUCUCCAAUCUCAAUAUAUUACUUUUCUAUAAAUAAUUAUAAGCCUAGGGAUGUUUUUAUAUCAUUAGGUGCUUUUAGUUAUAAAAAAUUCUGUAAGCCUUAUAAGAUGCUCUUUUUAAGAUGGACAAAUGUAACAUUUUACUUCUUUGUAAUCGUCUUUUGAGCCAUUUGUAUUAGAUUAUUUUUAGCAUAAUUAUUUCUGUUAAGUUACAAGAAAUUUACAUCUAUUGAUGCUUGUAUAGCAUGCUGUCUGUUGCAAAAUCUAAUUGUAGUUUAUUGCUAAAUUUACAUUCCAAUAUAUAAUAUAUUUUUAUCAUAUUUGUAUAUUUCUUAUAUAUGGGUAACAGUAAUAAACAGUAUUUUUCAUAAUUUU
Molecule: messenger RNA, 2531 nt
Organism: Stegodyphus dumicola
Lineage: Eukaryota; Metazoa; Arthropoda; Arachnida; Araneae; Eresidae
Product: ankyrin repeat domain-containing protein 13D-like
Cellular component (GO): cytoplasm
Molecular function (GO): protein binding
Source: RefSeq, a predicted model, not a curated record